This is a messenger RNA of Colletes gigas, 1588 nucleotides long. It is a transcript of the gene Arpc2, whose product is annotated as actin-related protein 2/3 complex subunit 2. NCBI's taxonomy places the organism in Eukaryota, Metazoa, Arthropoda, Insecta, Hymenoptera, Colletidae. Gene Ontology annotation, biological process: Arp2/3 complex-mediated actin nucleation; actin filament polymerization. Gene Ontology annotation, molecular function: structural constituent of cytoskeleton; actin filament binding. The transcript has 7 exons. The record is from RefSeq and is a predicted model, not a curated record. Gene Ontology annotation, cellular component: actin cytoskeleton; Arp2/3 protein complex. Bases 291 to 1211 code for a protein of 306 amino acids.
GAAGUUGUGCAAAGUGCUGAAUCCACAUACGCAGAGCCCAUGAAGUAGAAUGUGUCUGUUUUCCCCGUCACUUCACUAGGUGCUAUAGAAAAUUCGUCGUUACUAGUGUCGCCCUCAAUGCACUCAAUUAUGCCAAAUCUGGCCACACUGACUGGGACUGAAGUCAGUUCUAACUUCGAAAAGGAAAGAUUAGAAAUUAGUCAGAAUCGUGUAUACAGUUGAAAAACCUCGGUAGAUAGUUAGUAAUUACUAUCUUAAAAUAUUUUAAUUAAUUAAUAUAAAACGCAAUAAUGAUUUUGUUAGAGAUACACAACAGGAUACUUGAAGAAACCUUAACUAACAAAGUUAAAAAUGCUUUGUCGGGGCACAAACCAGAACCAACAGACGUUGUUGUGGCUGACUUUGAUGGAGUUCUGUUUCACAUUUCGAACCUGAGUGGUGAUAAGUCAAAAAUCAGGAUAAGCAUUCUGCUAAAAUUUUACAAACAAUUGCAAGAACACGGAGCUGACGAAUUGCUUAUACGCAAAUAUGGAUCUUAUCUUAUUGCACCAGAGAAUGGUUUCAAUGUUUCAGUAUUGUUGGAUUUGGAAAAUCUACCAGAAGAUUGGGAGGGAUUGGUUAAAAAUAUUGCGCUUUUAAAAAGACAUUGUUUUGCCAGUGUUUUUGAAAAGUACUUCGAUUUUCAAGAGGAGUAUUAUGAUUCACCAGGGACACAGCUGCAAAAGCGGGCAGUGAUUCAAUAUAGGGACGAAGAAACCAUGUAUGUAGAAGCGAAAAGUGACAGAGUAACGGUGGUGUUUAGUACGAUAUUCAAAGACGAGGAUGAUAUGGUGAUCGGGAAAUUAUUUUUACAAGAAUUGAAGGAGGGCAGACGAGCAAGUCACACGGCUCCACAGGUUUUAUUCAAUCAUCGCGAGCCACCGUUGGAAUUGCAAGACUCUGAGGCCGCCAUUGGCGACUGUAUUGGAUAUAUUACGUUUGUUCUAUUUCCACGUCACACAAAUAGAGAAGCCCGCGACAAUACGAUCGACCUAAUUCACAUGUUUAGAAAUUACCUGCACUAUCAUAUCAAAUGCAGUAAGGUGUAUAUUCACUCAAGAAUGCGUACCAAAACUACAGACUUUCUAAAAGUAAUAAAUCGGGCCAGAUCUCAGUCGAAAAAUACUGAAAAGAAAACCAUCACGGGUCGAACAUUCAUCAGGAAGGAAUGAAAGACUAAAAAGGAAGGUUCUAUUCCUAAUAUCGUUUUUCGAUAAAUGAUAAACGAAACUCCCGUUUAUCUUAUCAAUUUUGCUGGAAACUUUUUGAUUUUCUAGCAAGAAAUAUUCUUUGUAAUGAAAAAUUCUAACUCGGCGAACGAGUCGAGAAUUUUGAAUGUUCGAGUUUUAUCAGAAAUUGUCUCGGAACAGUACAAUGUUCUUUAGAAGAGUCUAUAAUUGCUGUAAACAUAUUAAAAACGUUAUUGUACGCAGCAACAAUGCGCACGGUUAAAAAGUCAUUUUAUAAUUAAAGUUCUUAACACAUAGAGUUCACGAAAACAAAUUUAUUUCACUAUUCCUUUAUGUAAAAAAACGAUAACAUAAUUCUA